AUGACUAUCGAAGAAAUUGAUAAUUUGAUUCUUAUAGCUCAAACAACACAUCAUUUUAUUUUUGAUACAGAGUAUGACUAUCGUACAAAUCAUCUGGCUCUGAUUCAAAUAUUUUUUAUGCUUGAUACACAACAAAUUUCUCCAUUAUUAAUUGUCGAACUGUUUUUUAAAAUUUGGUUUGAUGAAUGGUUACAAUGUUCAUUAUUAAUUAAAGAUGAUACUAUAGAUACAAAUAAUGAUACAUUAAUCAUUACUGCACCUGUUAAUGAUCCAACAUUAUUUCUAUCACCCGAAACAAUUAAUCGAAUUAAAUUAAUAAAAAAUGAAGCCUGGGGUCUUCAAGAUUUGAUCGCAUAUAUAUUUCAUCAAUAUUUAUCUAAGAAAUAA
Rotaria sordida is the source of this 387-nucleotide messenger RNA. The record is from the annotation of a GenBank genome assembly. Lineage: Eukaryota; Metazoa; Rotifera; Eurotatoria; Philodinida; Philodinidae.